Molecule: messenger RNA, 4571 nt
Organism: Tupaia belangeri chinensis (Chinese tree shrew)
Lineage: Eukaryota; Metazoa; Chordata; Mammalia; Scandentia; Tupaiidae
Gene: PPM1H
Product: protein phosphatase, Mg2+/Mn2+ dependent 1H
Biological process (GO): protein dephosphorylation
Cellular component (GO): mitochondrion
Molecular function (GO): [pyruvate dehydrogenase (acetyl-transferring)]-phosphatase activity
Source: RefSeq, a predicted model, not a curated record
CCUGCCGCUGCGCUUCCCCUACGGGCGGCCGGAGUUCCUGGGGCUGUCUCAGGACGAGGUGGAGUGCAGCGCCGACCACAUCGCCCGCCCCAUCCUCAUCCUCAAGGAGACCCAGCGGCUGCCCUGGGCCACUGGCUACGCAGAGGUUAUUAAUGCCGGGAAGAGCACACACAAUGAAGACCAAGCCAGCUGUGAGGUGCUCACUGUGAAGAAGAAAGCAGGGGCCAUUACCUCAACCCCAAACAGGAACUCCAAGAGACGGUCCUCUCUUCCCAAUGGGGAAGGGUUGCAACUCAAGGAGAACUCGGAGUCCGAGGGUGUUUCCUGCCACUACUGGUCGCUGUUCGACGGCCACGCGGGUUCCGGAGCCGCCGUGGUGGCGUCGCGCCUGCUGCAGCAGCACGUCACGGAGCAGCUGCAGGACAUCGUGGAGAUCCUGAAGAACUCCGCCGUCCUGCCCCCGACCUGCCUGGGGGAAGAGCCCGAGAGCAGCGCGGCCAACAGCCGGACUCUGACGCGGGCCGCCUCCCUGCGCGGAGGGGUGGGGGCCCCCGGCUCCCCCAGCACCCCGCCCACGCGCUUCUUCACCGAGAAGAAGAUUCCUCACGAGUGCCUAGUCAUCGGGGCUCUUGAAAGCGCCUUCAAGGAAAUGGACCUGCAAAUCGAACGCGAGAGGAGCUCCUACAACAUAUCUGGCGGCUGCACAGCCCUCAUUGUGGUUUGCCUUCUGGGGAAGCUGUACGUUGCAAAUGCUGGGGACAGCAGGGCCAUAAUCAUCAGAAAUGGAGAAAUUAUCCCCAUGUCUUCAGAAUUCACCCCCGAGACUGAGCGCCAGCGACUUCAGUACCUGGCAUUCAUGCAGCCUCACUUGCUGGGAAAUGAAUUCACACAUUUGGAGUUUCCAAGGAGAGUACAGAGAAAGGAACUUGGAAAGAAGAUGCUCUACAGGGACUUUAACAUGACAGGCUGGGCAUACAAAACCAUUGAGGAUGAUGACUUGAAGUUUCCCCUAAUCUAUGGAGAAGGCAAGAAGGCUCGGGUAAUGGCAACUAUUGGAGUGACCAGGGGCCUUGGGGACCAUGACCUGAAGGUGCAUGACUCCAACAUCUACAUAAAACCAUUCCUGUCUUCAGCUCCAGAGGUAAGAGUCUACGAUCUCUCCAAAUAUGAGCACGGAGCAGAUGAUGUGCUGAUCUUGGCCACUGACGGACUCUGGGAUGUUUUAUCAAAUGAAGAAGUAGCAGAAGCAAUCACUCAGUUUCUACCUAACUGUGAUCCAGAUGACCCUCACAGGUACACACUGGCAGCUCAGGACCUGGUGAUGCGUGCCCGAGGAGUGCUGAAAGACAGAGGAUGGCGGAUAUCUAAUGACCGACUGGGCUCAGGAGAUGACAUUUCUGUAUAUGUCAUUCCUUUAAUACAUGGAAACAAACUGUCAUGAAAACAGCCCAGGGGAUUGGGAGGGCAGAGGGGAAGAACACUGGGAUUGCCUCUUGGCAGGGCAGAAUGGGAAGUGCCCAGCUGUGUCCAAGUGAUGAUGCAAUCUCUUUCCAGAUAGGUGGGGUGUGUGCUGCCAGAAGCCCUCUGGCUAUGCUUCAAGAUGACCCUUAGGUUUCAUUUCUUCUUUAGUAACAGGUCUGGACACUCAACAAGAGCAAAACACAAAGGCUGCUACUGAGUGUUAUAUUUCUGUUGCUUCCUAGCAGGGGCCUCCUAGGUGGCCAUUGCCUGUUUUAGGCACAUAUGUCCUAUUUAUUUUAUCCAGAGUAGCUGGGGCAGCCAUUUUCAGGUGUAACUGGCAGAAGACUCUCCUGCCUGUCAAGCUGCCAGCUUCUCUACGGGUUAAGAGUGCUGCAUUGGGAAGUUGGGGACCAUGACUCAGAAAGUGGAAGCGCCCACCUUCUAGUAAGCCCAAGAUUUAUUUCAGGGAUUGCUGCUGCCCUUCUCUCCCUCCUUCUCUUUUUCUUUCUCUCUUUCCAUUCCUUUGUGGUGAAGGUGAGGUGAGGCAGGGAUUUUUUUUUUUCCUUUUUGACUUUUCUUCAGUCUUUACUUUUUCCAUUCCACAGAACAGGACUAGACUAUCCAGAUUUUUGUUGAGGACUUUGCGCCAAAAUCCAGCCCAGGCUGGGAUGUCCCUAUGUUCUCCUGUCCUACUACCCAGGCAGCCACAGGAGCAGAGCCCUGCAUGGCAGAGUCUAUCUUUGUUGUGUAACAUUUGCUCCUGAGAUGCAUUUUCUCACCAAAUCAGUGUGUUCUCAUGAAAAUAUGGGUGUUCAUUUGGGCCAUCAGUCUUUCUAGUGUCCUCCGUGGUCCCCUUGUAUGGCUUGAGCUUUCUCUGUGAGAGUGGAUUUUUAUUUCUGGGACGGUUGGCCCUCUUUGACCUGCCAUAUGUGGACAUAUGUAACACAGUGUUAACGGAGCAGUUUAGGAAAGCUCCUUGUAUCUGUCAGCUCACUAUACCUCAACUAAAGGUCAUUUAGGAUUCAGGUUACUUGGGCCACAACUGUCCCCAGAGCCACUCCAAACAAAGAGGAAGCGUCAGAGUUCUGUCAAGGAGCAGCUGUUUCCCUUUCCCCAUCUUCUUUGUGCAGGGCCCACUCAGGAUGGUCCUUUAAUGAAAGUGAACUUGAGUUGGGUUGACUGGUCAUUACCAUGUUAUGCUCCCUGUCCCUCCUCCAGGUAAGUAUGUCCUGGGCCCCUGAGAAGUGAGACCUCGAUUCCCACUGUCAUUCCACCUCUGUAUGUCCUCACCUGAGCAGACACAGUGGACAUCACAUCUGUCUGCUGUUUCCAUGCCAGGAGGAAUGACAAAGUUGAUCUGUAAAAUCACUUGUCUUCUAGGCAGACUACUCUGUAAACUGGGGGAUGUUGUAGAACAACAUCUAAUGACCUAGUCUUCUUCCUGCAGAGCAACUGGCAUGUUGUCACUGUUUGAACAAUUGUGUGUAAAUUAAAACACUCUUCUGACCCAAUUAAGAAAGCCAUUGGUACCAUCUCCCAAAAUGCUGGAGAACCAAUUCCAGUCCUCAGGUUGUUUGAAUUGAAUGCUUUCCUUAAAGGAGAGGAUCAGAACCUUUCCUUCAGAGUAGUAGAUCACCGGAAUUCCUAGAGCUAAAGAUUAUUUUCUUAGAGAAGGCUCAGAGCCUAGAAUUCAUUCCAGUGUGGAAACGAGACCUUGACUGACAGGUGAAGUACUGUGGGAAUGCACCCACCAGGUGUUUGCCAAAGUGUUGCCUGGGGAGAAUUGGACUACUGCCCUGUCAAGAGUCCUCUUCAUCUGCCAGGGUUCCCACCUUUCUCAGUAAACUGUAGCUACCCAGUGCCUCUGUGAGGAGCAAUUUAUGGUAGACCAUUGCUUCCCUGGCAGAAAAUGAUGCCAAGAGGAAACCAUCAGGCACCCACAGCAGUGUGACCGGCUUUCUGCUCCUGCUCUGAUUCAAAGUUACAUACCAACUGGAAACAUGAGAAAGUCUUCUAUGGAAGAAGCUGCUGCCUUUGAGAGCUUUGCCGUGUUUCUAUUGCCUUCUGGUUCUUUCCUUUACCUGGACCUCAAUCUGGGCCCUACCUUGAGCUUCUCUAGUUUUCUCCAAGCUACCAGAGUUGAAAUUUCAAGUAGAUAUCAUGACCGCCUUCUACUCAAUUCACUAUUACAUUUACUGCCAACGCAUGUCUCAGGAAAAACUCUGGAAACUUUUUAUUCAAAUUAUCCUAAAAUCUUGAGCAUUUCGUCCUGCUGGCUAUACUUAGAUAUCCAGGAAUUCUUUUCAUAAGCUAUGUUGAGUGAAAAGAUCUUAGUAGCAAGCUAAAGCCAUAUUUAUGUUUUAGGGGAUGGCAGAAAGAUUAUAAAUGAAGUGAAUAAAUCAAAAGUAGAAAAAAUGAUUAGUUAAUGCCUGUAGCCAAAUUAACCAGCACUGAAAUUGCUCUGUGAAUUGAGCUUAUUGGUGUGGGUCUUGUUUCUCACCCAGGGCCCAACUCACGCCAUCCCAGAUCAGUAUCUGGUGUCUCCAUAACAGGUUAGCCCGUGGAGCAUUCCUGGUAAGAUCAAAAGACAACACACUCAAGGUUCUGAAAUCUUGUGUAUCUAAUGUAUAACCAAAUGUGCGUGUCCUGACCUGAUAGCCUCAGAGGAAGUCUUGUUUAGGAAAAAGCUUUUGAUUUCUUAAUCAAGUCUUUAGAAUUGUCUCGAGGUGUGUGUGGCCACUUCCUCUAAUGAAAGGCUCUUUCAGCUCUAAAUCUCUUUGUUGGGCUGGUCCCUGUCCUUCAGACUAUUCAGAGGUACUCUUCCUUAAAGAGAGUAAGCUCACAGUGCAUCCAUAACACUGCAGUGUUAGACCACAACCAAAGCUUUGUUCUUAUAGCACCUGAAAUCAGAGCAGUGUCAGCAGUCAGAGAGGUGGGGUGGCAAUGGGGCUUCUACUGUGGCUAUGCCUAACUGCUGUUCUUAAAGGGGGAAGGCAAAGGUGAACAUUGGGCUGGGACAAGUACUCUGCUGUCUAGUAGGACAAAGUCUAGACAAGUGGAGCUCUCAGUUAUUUUUUAUUAUUGCUCAGCUUUGGAGUAUUUGAGGUGUU